Molecule: messenger RNA, 562 nt
Organism: Trametes versicolor FP-101664 SS1
Lineage: Eukaryota; Fungi; Basidiomycota; Agaricomycetes; Polyporales; Polyporaceae
Exons: 2
Coding region: 334-489 (51 amino acids)
Source: RefSeq, a predicted model, not a curated record
GAUGCAUCAGACACACCGCAGACAAGCUGGUUCGAUGCCUUGUCAGAUGUGGACCUCCAGUUCGUACAAGCCCUCCACCAACUCAGACGCGAGCGCACGCGAGAAAAGUAUGGUCUCGGGUUGCUGAAGAUUAUGGGCCCGGUGGUGGUUAUGACCAAUCAGCGACUCGAGAGGAUCGCCGACUGCGCUCGCGCUCACAAGCUUUGCUGCGUUGAGAGUUUAUAUCGCGAGAUGAGGUGGCGUCGUGAUUACGACUUCAACUAGCUGGAAGAACGUGUUGUGCGUCUUGCCAACGACUUCUAUUCAAUACCCCGGGCUCAGGAGUCGAGCGCCAUGUGUCUGGAUGUGGACGAAUCAAGCUCUUCCGAUGGUGGCGCCGCGGUGUCUUCUAGCGGACCUCAGACGUGCGGCGUGUGCGGCUCCUCCCAGACCGACUCCGUGCAGACAUUGGUUAGUGCCGUGGGCCACCUCACGUUACAAUCCGAGUAGCGUGUGGGCACGUCUGCGUUCCGUAGGCGAAUAUAUUCGGCCUCUAGUUCCGUGCCCACAGCUAGUUAUAGCC